Actinia tenebrosa (Australian red waratah sea anemone) is the source of this 4651-nucleotide messenger RNA. RefSeq lists its product as uncharacterized. Gene Ontology annotation, cellular component: NuRD complex. Gene Ontology annotation, biological process: negative regulation of transcription by RNA polymerase II. NCBI's taxonomy places the organism in Eukaryota, Metazoa, Cnidaria, Anthozoa, Actiniaria, Actiniidae. The record is from RefSeq and is a predicted model, not a curated record.
UGUUUGAGAAGGCGACUUUUGUGUGCACACGUCUAUCAGAGGGUAGUGGCGUUUGAUUUCACAUUCCCGCCCCUGUGCCUUUUACUAAAAAAAUCAGGAAAGUGUUUUCGUUUUGACAGAGCCAACCAUUUCGAAACUUGGCCAUUAUUCUUUAGCAUAAAGUCCCAAGAGGGUCCUGAGCAGGAAAAAAGGAGAAAUUACUGUAACAAGAGGCUGAACGCACUGUGUAGAGGAACCAACUAUGACGGGAAGACUUGGCUCUUAAUAUACAACGAUUUGGGAGCGAGGACUUCACUCCAGCCAGACAAAAUAAACUUUUUUUUCCCGAUCGCUGCACACAAAUUAAUACAAGCCUCGCUUCGAAACCGGAACGAUUGGAGAGUUUGGAUUCCAAUUUACGUCUCCUACGAAGUAAACGUCUAGGAAUUCGACUUAUAUUAAGAAAAUGGACUCCGAAGCUGUCCCUAAAAGCCCUAAACGUGCUAAGGUUUCGGAUGAAGAAAGUGAAGAAUCCACUAUCGAGAACCUAAAUUCACGCAAUACAGAGUCGAGUGGGACUUCCGCAGAUUCGACGACUCCAGACUCCGAACCAGAACAAAAACCAGAAAAAAGUGAAGAAGAGGUAGUGGUCAUAUCAUCUGAUGACGAUUCUGAUAAAGAUGCAGCCAAAACAAAACCAGAAGACACAAUAAAGGAGGAAGAUGAGGAUACUUUAACAGGGAAACCCAUGACAACCGGUGUACGGUCCAUGGAAACAGAUAUAAAUGACGAUAAGAAUGAUAAUACAACUAGAGUAGAUGGAGAUUCAAAGUCAAAACUACAACUUUCUGAUAAAAACGAGGAUCUAAAAACUGAAUCCCAAACAUUGGAUGAAAAGCUUUCAGAGAAAAGCCCUGCUUCUGAUUCUUCUGGUGAAUGUAUCUCGCAGGAAGAUUUACUUGCACAUUUAGGUUUAGGUUCCGUACGAGCACUUGCAAACCCGAAGCCCAAUAAGGAAGAGAAGAUUUCAAAUGGAGUGUUGUCAGAGCGUAAGCCUCUGAUUCCUCAUAAACCCAAAGAAAGUAUUGUAGAUCUCCUACGGGCGCCCAAAUUAAAGAGCCACGAGGAAAAGCCGAAAGUUAACGGAGAAGCACCAAUCACAGUUGUUAAUGGUGUUAGUGAUGAUGAUGAUUCUACACCAGGAACACCCAGUGAGGCAGAUGAUGAUGAUGAACUCCUGGCAAAAGAGCAGCUUAUUGAGGAACUGCGACAAGAGCUUAGAAAUGAAGAAGCCAAGCUGCUUCUACUGAAGAAGAUUCAAGCAGCUCAGAAUGAUCCAAAGAGUACGACCAAGUUUGUGAAAGAGAAGGAAAACGAGAAGCUCCUUACUUCAGGUGUGCAGUACUCAUCUGGAGGUAAAUCUGGUAGUAACCAGUUGUCUAUGAAGAAGAGUCAGUCACUGCCUCCUCCACCGCCUCUCAAAACUCAUAUAUCUACAACAGGGACCUACCAACCUCCAGUUGCAAUCCAACCCAAACUUCUUCCCAAAAUGGGCAAUGUUCAGUCUCUUCACGGCUCUUCUUUAUCUUCUUCCAAGUCAGUAAACCAUAUGCAGCCGAGUUCCAAAUCCCCUUCUCGUUCAGGCUCUUCUGCUAUUAAAGAUCUUCAGAAUGUAAUCAGUUCAAUGAGUACGAGCCUGAUUCAUCCUACUCCUAUGUAUCCACGAGCUAGCUCUCAAGCCAGUGUUUAUACRACACACGCGCAGGCGGCGCCAGUACGUCCGACCCCAGUGCGUGCAAACAAUGUACCUGGAGCGACUGCAAGUAGUGGUUAUUUAUCGUUUCCUGCACAUAUUUCUACUAAGGCUUCUAGUUCUAGUCCUGCAGUGUCUACUGCCGGCAAACAGGCUGCGGCAAAAAUGGCCCUGCGCAAGCAGCUUGAGAAAACCCUUCUUCAAAUUCCUCCUCCAAAGCCUCCACCUGCGGAAUGGUCUUUCAUCCCCAGUCUGAACAGCAACGAGUUUAUGACUUUGGUUGGUUUUGAGAAAGUUGUCGAUGCGAUUUCUCUAAAGGAAAUCCCGAAGGCUAAAUCAUCUCCACCACUGACUGAGAAGCCACAGCAGGAGAACCCCAAAGUCUGUGGCCAGUGUGAUACAGACUUUACUCCUUGCUGGAAAACCAAGAACAAAGAUGGUGCAGAGGUACUGAUGUGUGAGAAGUGUAGCACCGUUAACGUCAAGAAGGAACUCAAGACAGAACAUACAGCGAGACUCAAGGCCGCUUUCCUAAAGGCCUUGAAACAAGAGCAAGAAAUUGAACAAAAGAUGGGUGAAACCACUCCCAUUGCUCCUAAGCCUCAGUCUUCCAARUCUUCAAGUCACUCUUCAUCAAGCAGUAGUAGCUCUCGACACCAUCAUAUCUCUCACCACCAAGGGGUUCUCCACCAUCGUCACCAACACGUCCAACCCGGAAUCUACCACCACCACCAACAACACCCUGACUCUCUACUCUACCAGCUGCAACAGCAACACAUACAACAGCAACAACAAGAAAUGGAGGUGGCUCGCCGACACGGAGAUGUACGGUGGCAUCCUUACACCCUAACGCAGCAUCAUCACUCCUCUCACAAACCCCAACACCAUCACAGUAUUGUCUCCGAUUCAGACAGGCAGUACCUGUUGGACAUGAUUCCUUCGCUACCCGCACAAUAUAGCUCAAGCAGAAUUUAGCAAUCUCUAGUUGUGAACAAAACAAGUAUAAAGUAUUAGAAACGUAGUUUAUUCGUCUUGAUUCGAGAUGUAGAUAUCCUAUCCUGAGUUGUCUAGCUCAUGUGUGGAGUAUAUAGUUUACAAAAAUGAAGAAUUUAAAAAAAGAGAGAAGUUUUGAAAUAUUCGACGUGGGACCUCGCAUUUUGGAGUACCAAUAUUUUGAUGGCUCACUAAACUUGUUCUGCAAAGAUGGAGUAGAUCUUCUGUCAGGUUUCUAUUCAAUUGUACAGUACAUUUGAUGGCUGAUCUUGAAGAUCAGAUCAAAUUUUGACGCAAAGCCUUCCUUCUUCUCAUCAACCUUUGCAUUGAUUGCUCGGUCUUGUACUUGUCAAAAAAAUGACAAAUAAUAUUACUCUUUGGUAGUGAGAGAAAAACCACAGUCUAUUAUCCUAUUCGCAGUGUCGUGUCUUAAAUCGAUCAACUAAAAAAUCAACAGGUACAUAGUUGAAAUAUUUAGCUAUCAACUCGUGAGAAAUUUUAAAGCACUUGAAAAGUUUUCGUAAUGACAUACAGCUAUUUCAAAACAGCCUGUCGAACUAAGGCUAUGUCACAUGUUGUAUAACAAGCUUCAAAUGUAUUUAUUAUUCGGGUGUAAAUAAUGUCAGCACAGAAGAAAAUAUGCCGGGAAAACGUGCAGAAAACGUUUGGAAAAAUUCCAUAUUGCUAUGACCGUUUGCUGAUUGCAUUCACAUCACCCAUAGUGCAUCUCGGGCUUGGUAUACAACCUACAACAAAAUCUUCACCAACCUUAUUUGAAAUAGMUGUAUAACCUCUAGACGCCAGGACUGGGUCAGUUCUCCCGAACCAGAUUAGUGCCAAUUUGGAUUAAUUAUUGCGCGAAUUGUUGAUUAGCUUACCCGGAUUCGCACUAAUCAGGCUUUAAACAACCUUUAGACCCUAGGGUUUUGGUACAGAUGGUUGGUACGAUGCCACUCGAGCAUGGGGUUGAAAGUUUAGUCUCUUUUUGGGUGGGGAUAAAGGAUGCACAGUCGAACGGAUCCGCGCGGUGAAGCGGACGUUGACGGCAAAUUAUUCCUUUGUCUAGUAGACGGAAGCCAAAACACAACAUGCCUUGUUUGGGGCUGUCUGGAAUUACGGAAACYAGAAAAGUGCUACAAACAGAUUUCUUAUGAGCGGAUCAUAAUAUAGAUGGUUUUGUAGCUCUGUGAUUGGYCUAGGCGGGAGACUAUUGAAAAGAUACCACUCAUGAAAUCAUGUUUCCUGUUUAUCCUAUUCUUCGAUUUGAAAAGGUCUACCCACGGUCCCUACUGAGUUCAUGAAAAGAUUCCCUACCGCUUGAAAAGCGAUUCUUACGAAAAACUAAAUUCAUGAAUCGGUUUUCAAAUAUUUUAUGAACGUCCUGAGAUUCAAGUGAAAGAGCUCCAGUACCGUUGGAAGACCCAUAGAGGUUUUGCACCAUAACGCGAUGGCAGUUACGAGAGGAGGCAUUGCAACAGUCUUUCCCCUGGAAAACUAAAUUCUUUCUAAGGAGGCACAACAAUAGUCUUUUCCCACUGGGAGACUGAAUUUUUUGUCGUAAAUCAGAUAAGACCAGAUUCCAUUGUUCCUGACUCAUGUUAUGGAAGCCAUCACGUGAUGGUGCAAAGCCUCUAUUAAACUUUUCAAAGACCUGGAAAAAUAAAGUCCACCUCUUGCCUUCCGUAUAAGGCUAUUAUCAGUAUUUCUUCUAUCGUGUUUGUUCUAUAGUUUCGGUACAUUUAGGUACUUUUUUUGUGAAGGACGACGUCGGAAUGCAACACSCCCAAAACAGGUUUCGCUCUAGCUUGGGGCAACACCAAAAUCCUCUUUUUCUUUGAUCCAUUAUUUAUUACUUAAAAAGAGAUUUAAAAUCAUAAUAUUGUAUUUGAACAAGUGUUCAGCAAGAAAUAAAAUGAAUUAAAGUUC